AGCCCAGUCUCGAUAUCGGGGGGGGGGCUGGCCUGAUCCUGCAGGGCUCCUCUCCUCUUCUGAUGCUGAGUUCCUGCAGAUGCAAGCGAGCCUUCCUUUGCACUUCCCUUACAAUCAAAGCUCCCCCUCCCCCAUCCUCAGAUAGGACAGGGGUCUUAUCCAGACUCCUGACUGGCACAUGUGCACCUAUUCAGACCUGCAGGCCCUACAUGCUCAGAGGAUCUUUUGAGAUUGAACAGGAAGCCUUGUCGAGAACCUUGGCUCCCUGCACUGCAAGGGAAAUGGACUGGGUGGCGCUGGGCAUCCCUGACACUGGAGGUGUCUAGACCCUGGUACAAGUUCCUCACUUGUCCAUCAUGGUUCGACUUCAUUCCUUGACUGCAAUUACUGAAAGUCAGGAGCAACCAGGCUGAUUCAUCUCACAGAAAUCCCUUCAGUUGCCUUCACAUUUUGCUUGGGAAGUGUCCUUCUACGUGGGCUAGAGGCUGACUUCUCCUCCUUCCUUUUCUCAAAUAAAAGAAAAUUCAGUGUCUGGGCUGUGGAGCAGUCCAGCCCUUGUUUCUGGACUCAUCUAAUCUUGCUCAAUGAACCUUUGUCUUCUGCUGAUCACGACAAUGCAUUGCUUUGUAGGACUUCCUAGCACCUCUACUUAGGACAGACAGAACGGGGCAGAAGACCAAGGGGCUCCUUCCGAUCUCUUGGGGGAUUCCUGACAGCCCAGAUGGAUGAGCAAGACUCAGCUGGCCCUGAAGUGGGAAGAGGCCAUGACAUCCAAACUGGGAGCAGUGGGGGAUUCUGGGAAAACUCUGUGAAGAAGAUCCUGGGAGAGGAGGACACUCUCCGCUCAGUUGUACAGAGCCAGCAGCUCAGGCAGUUCUGCUACCAGGAGGCCAAAGGACCCCGAGAGAUUUGCAGCCGACUCUACCACCUUUACUGUCAGUGGCUGAAGCCAGAAAAGCACACGAAAGCUGAGAUGCUGGACCUGGUGAUCUUGGAGCAGUUCCUGGCUGUCCUUCCGCCAGAGCUGGAGAGCUGGGUGAGGGAAUGUGGAGCGGAGACCAGUUCGCAGGCGGUGGCCCUGGCCGAAGGAUUCCUCCUGAGUCAGGCAGAGGAGAGGAAGCAGGCAGAGAGAAAGCAGGGAAAGUUUCUGUUAGCAGAAAUGGGUCCAUAUUUGCCUGAGGCAGAGAGGACGCCGUUGGACACCAGAGAGAGGCUGCUGGGUGACAGAAGGAUGCCAGCAAGACCUCCUCAUCCUUCUUUUCUUGGUGGUGGAGCAGAAGCAGCAGCUGUGGAACCAGAUCAGGACCCUUUGUCAUUUGAAGAUGUUGCUGUUCAUUUCACAGACGAGGAGUGGGCGUUGCUGGAUCCUGACCAGAGAGCUCUGCAUAAGGAAGUCAUGGAGGAGAAUGGUGGGAUCCUGGUCUCUCUCAGAGGGAAUGAAUUGGAAAGGAAGGAGGAGGAAGACCAUGACAAAAUCUACACAGCAGAGAAUCCAUAUCAAUAUAUGGAGUGUGGCGAGAGCUUCAGUCUGAGCUCCCUUUCCACUUCCCAUCAAAUAAAUCCCAUUGGGAAGAAACACUAUCAGUGCCUGGAAUGUGGAAGGGGCUUCACUCGGAACUCCCGUCUCACGGCCCAUCAAAGAAUUCAUACAGGGGAGAAACCCUAUCAGUGCUUGGACUGUGGAAAGAGAUUCACUACAAGCACAAGCUUCCAUCGACAUCAGAGAAUUCACUAUGAGGAUGAAGACUAUCAGUGCUUGGAAUGUGGAAAAAGGUUCAGAUGGAAGGUCAGUCUGACUUCCCAUCAAAUAAUUCACACAGGGGAGAAUCCAUAUCGGUGCUUAGAGUGUGGAAAGAGCUUCAGUCAGAGGGCCCAUCUCACGACCCAUCAAAGAAUUCAUACAGGAGAGAAGCCGUAUCAGUGUUUGGAAUGCGGAAAGAACUUUAAUACAAGGCCAAACUACUAUCGACAUAAAAGUAUUCACCGUGAGGAGAAACCAUAUCAGUGCUCGGAAUGUGGAAAGGGGUUCAAGUGGAAGAGUAGUCUUGCUUCCCAUCAAAGAAUUCAUACAGGGGAGAAUCCUUAUCAAUGUUUGGAAUGUGGAAAAAGUUUCAGGUGGAAAGACAGCUUCACUUGCCAUCAAAGAAUUCAUACAGGUGAAAAUCCCUAUCAGUGCUUGGAAUGUGGAAAGAGUUUCACUGUGAAGAAAAACCUCACUUGCCAUCAAAGAAUUCAUACAGGCAAGAAACCCUAUCAGUGCUUUGGGAACAGCUUCGGUCAGAGCUCCCAUCCAGUUUCCCAUCAAAUAACUCACCGUGUGGAGAAACCAUAGCAAUUGCUGUGUAGUGAUGAAUGCUUGGGAGAGACUAUGGAAGACAGAUUUGAAAUUUACUGCAUAUUAUACCUUGAGAGAAAACUAUGUGAAAAUAAUGUAUAACACCAUAUAAACUAGCAAAUAUGUAUAAAAAUGUACGUGCCAGAAAUGUCAACAGGAGGAAGGGUCAUUUUAUAAUAUGUGGUGGUCCUGUGAAAAGGCAAAGUGUUUGGGGGGGAUGAUAUAUAAUUAACUGAAAAGGAUGUUUAAUCUGACAGUUCCUUAAAAACCUGAGGUGUUUCUGCUAGAAGCAAUGGGGACGGAGGUCGUGAGAAAACUGACCCAUUUAUUUAUGUAGCAACAACAACAGCUAGAACUUUAUAUGCACAGAGGUGGAAAGAGGAGGGAUUACCAACAAAGGAGGAAUGGCUUCUGAAACAGAGGGAUUAUGCUGAAAUGAUGAAAUUAACUGCCAAAUUAAGAGGAUAUAAUGAAGUUUUCAAGGAGGAUUGGAGACCAUUGAUGGAUUAUCUAUUAAAGUAUCACCCAGACAUGAAGCUGUUAGCAGGAUUUGAAAUAUUAAUGGAUAGGUGAAAGAAUUAACAAUCCUAGAGUUUAGAAAGUAAAAACUUAUGUGCUGUGAAACAACUAAUAAAAUGGAGCAAAAAACAAACAUCAGGAAAGGGAGGCGGGACAUCAAGAAGAAAAUUCAUGGCAUAAAAAAAUUAUAUAAUGUUGUGAAAUACUUUUGGAGAUUUAAUAAAAAAUGCUUUUUUAAAAAACCAGUUGCUAUGUAGUAAUUAAAUUUUAAGAGACUUUAAUUAGUAUUUGGGUGAGGAUUGCAACGGUGUUCUUGUGCUUCGUAGCCCCAGCAGAGAAGUCAGUCUCGCCUCUCAGAGCCAUGGGGUGCAAGCCUGGUGCCCAAUAUUUCUUCACACUACGAAUCCAGAUCUGCAAGGUGGAAGUCAUUGGCCAAGUGUUGAAUGUAUCAAAAUCACUGAGGCCUAAUUGGAUCCGUAGAAUGUUUGGGAUCUGGUGGGCGGGGCUUGUGUGUUCUGCUCUGGAACCAGCCCCUCCAGGGGGUUCCGCUAAGAGGGACCAAUGGCCUCUUUGUGCUUCUUGCCCCACACAGACUUGCUUCAUGCUGUUGUAUUUAGUGUUGACUCAUGUUAAGCUAAUAGUCUGCUAGGACCCCUUGACCCUUUCCCCAUAUGCCACUGGCAAUCCAGAUGUUCCCCAUCUGAUAUUUGUGCAUCUGGUUCUUCCUGCCUAAGUGCAGAACCUGACAUUUGUCCCUAUUGAAGUUCACUUUCUUAGUUUGCGGCCAGUUCUCCAACUGGGAGAUGUACUGAUUCUUUUACAGGUGGUCCCUUUAGAUCAGGCAUAGGCAAACUCGGCCCUCCAGAUGUUUUGGGACUACAAUUCCUAUCAUUCUUGACCACUGGUCCUGUUAGCUAGGGAUCAUGGGAGCUGUAGUCCCAAAACAUCUGGAGGGCCAAGUUUGCCUAUGCCUGCUUUAGAUAUUUCAAAAGAUGGCUCUUAUAUCUGUUCUCGAUCUCCUCUUCUCCAGGCUAAACAUACCCAGAUCCCUCAACUAUUCCUCAAGAUGCUUGGUUACCAGACCCUUGAGCAUCUUGGUGGCCCUACUCUGGACAUGUUCCAGUUGGUCAAUAUUCAUCUUGUAGUGCCCAGAACUGGACACAGCAUUCACUUUUCUGCUGCUGCAUUGGACUGUUGACUCAUGUUCAGCUUAUGGUCUACAAAGACCCCUGCUACUGGCAAGCCAGGUCUCCCCACCCACCCCCUAUAUUUGUAAUACAGCAGUUCUUAUUUACUGAGGUGUGUGUGUGCAAUUACUGUCCUCUCCCCUCUCUUCCACACUCUUUUCCUCUUCUGCACAACGAGGCCACCCAUCUUAGCCCCAGAAGAGGGAGCACAGAAAGGGCAAGGGUGAGUGGGCAGUGUUGAAUGGUCUCUUUAAAUCUGAAGGUUCAUUAUUGUUCCACAAGAUGUGUAUUUCUUUAAAGGCCAGAGCAAAUAACGUGAGCUAGUUUUACAGCUGUGAAGCAGUAUAGCAGGUGCUGUUAAGUUGUGGUAAUUAAGCUGUUGGGUGUGGUAUAUUAAAGAGCACCAUGUAGUUCUCUCAGUACCCUGGUGGAUGGGUCACGCUUAUUGAUAUAUUGUAAUCUAGUAUUAAAGGAGUUUUUGUUAUUAAAACCUAGCAAAAGUUA
Podarcis raffonei (Aeolian wall lizard) is the source of this 4545-nucleotide messenger RNA. RefSeq names its product zinc finger protein 3-like. The coding region runs from base 722 to 2332 and encodes 536 amino acids. The record is from RefSeq and is a predicted model, not a curated record. Gene Ontology annotation, biological process: regulation of transcription by RNA polymerase II. Lineage: Eukaryota; Metazoa; Chordata; Lepidosauria; Squamata; Lacertidae. The transcript is spliced from 5 exons. Gene Ontology annotation, molecular function: DNA-binding transcription factor activity, RNA polymerase II-specific; RNA polymerase II cis-regulatory region sequence-specific DNA binding.